Molecule: messenger RNA, 270 nt
Organism: Ilyonectria robusta
Lineage: Eukaryota; Fungi; Ascomycota; Sordariomycetes; Hypocreales; Nectriaceae
Exons: 1
Coding region: 9-269 (86 amino acids)
Source: RefSeq, a predicted model, not a curated record
CUCGUUUUAUGUGUGCGUCUUGCAUACUUACCUACCGAAUGAGGAUGUAUGUUGUCUGUUGGAGCGCCGGCUUAUUACAUGUGAUAUUACUACCCCCUUCUCAGCAAUUGCAUGCAUUCGACCAACAGGAUUGGAAUGUGCAAGAUCAAGGGGCAACGCAGCCAGGGUACGGGUGUCCGCAAACUGUAAUCUCAGAUCUUGGGCAGGUGGCUCCGAUCCUUUACCUCAUUCCUCGACUCACACGUUUCAAGUUUCAAUCAAGUUCAUAAG